AUGGCGCCUAAGUCUUCUGAUCCCACAGAGGUGAAGGAGCGUCGUCGUGAGCAAAAUCGCCUUGCACAGCGCAGGUUUCGACAGAGAUAUAGCCAGCAGAAGGCUGUAGUGCCACAGUAUCAACUCAUUCACAGUCUGAGCUUUGAUUCUCAGUCUCAUGGAACACAGCCCGGAGAUGCAGUAUUGCCCGAUACUCCAGGAUUGUUAAGCAUGAAUCCCAUGGGAGGCCCUCCUGACGGCCAUCAUCGGAGCGUGUAUGAAGUAAAUGCGGAUCUAUUUCUCGACGGUUUCGAGUUCAGUAGCAUGAACAGUCUUCCCGCGUCGGACCUGGAUAUGAUUCCUGCAAUAAACGGUAUGCAGCCCACACCAGCCGCAUCUGAACCAGCGAUGGAGAUUCGCAACCCCUUUACAUUCAAUGAGUCCUCUAUUCCGUCGGAAAACAGCAGCAGUAGCGAAACCACAACAUGCAAGCCUGUUAGCAAUAACUUUGGCGGGUCUUGGGCCAGUCCGCUCCACAGAGCCGUCCAAAUGGGUCACAGCAAGAUCGUCCGGCUUUUGCUUGAACACAAUGCGGACUGCAACGAAAGGGACAGCGAUGGUCUGACGCCAUUAAUACACGGCAUAAUCGGAGGAUAUGAAGACGUGGUAGAUAUGCUGCUGUCGCACGGUGCCCACAUCGGUGGCUUCGACGACGAGCAUCGAUCGGCUCUCCACUGGGCCGUAAUACGCCGCCGGGACCGCUUACUAACAAGGCUUUUGAAGCACUGUGCAGGGAAUAGCACCUUGGUGAAUCAAUGUACCAAAGAUGGAAGGACUCCGCUGCUCAUUGCUAUUGAUACUGGCUUUGAAGCAGCUGUAGAGGUAUUGCUGGAAUCAGGUGCAGACGUGCAAUACAGAGCUCCGGCUCAUGAAAUUCUCCAACAGAGUUGA
Aspergillus udagawae is the source of this 930-nucleotide messenger RNA. RefSeq lists its product as uncharacterized. Gene Ontology annotation, biological process: regulation of DNA-templated transcription. The coding region runs from base 1 to 930 and encodes 309 amino acids. Lineage: Eukaryota; Fungi; Ascomycota; Eurotiomycetes; Eurotiales; Aspergillaceae. Gene Ontology annotation, cellular component: nucleus; cytoplasm. The transcript has 2 exons. The record is from RefSeq and is a predicted model, not a curated record. Gene Ontology annotation, molecular function: protein binding; DNA-binding transcription factor activity.